AUGGACCUUACAGCAGAAGAUGACGACUUGUUGAGCUACUUUCUGUCUGCUGAUGUCACAGCGGAAGUGCCUCCACAGCUGCAAUCAAGCACAUCUGAUCCAGGCACAGGAGAUGUCACGAUUGAACAGUUUACAGUCGGUCAAACGGUCCCUUUAGACUCGGAGCAGACGUUUGAUAGCGAUUUGCUAGCGACUGAAACACCCGUUAGCAGUAACUCGAGCUUCCAGCAGACACAGAAUAGCUUUCCAGAGUGUUCUAUGAUGCGUCCAAUGACCAACGACGAUGACUCGUUGUCCAAUAUGGGGGCGUUGGACACGGACGAGAAGCGACAGCGGCGACUGGCAAGAAAUCGAGAGUCAGCACGUCAAAGUCGCCGUCGUAAGAAACAAUAUCUGGAGCUGUUGGAGGAAAAGGUUGCCCAAUUGACCGAGAGUAUCGACACGACUCGAGCGAGUCACUUGGAGCGCGCAGAUGAGGCACUGAAUCAAGUACGAUCGGAAAUAUUGAAAAGCCUUGCGGCUGAUAGGAAAAAUGGCGGCUCAGACGAGGCUAUCCAGGAAAAGAUCCGACAAGGUAUUUUGCUGAUUCAGGAGCGCUUUGGACCAAACGGUGUGGAGCGACUUGCUGUCAAGGACUACAAUUUUCGUCAACUUGACAACCUGCUGCUGCCUCCGUACUGCCGUUUUCUGUUGUGGCUCAGUAUCCAAGAUGAAUCGUUCUUUGAUGAAGCUGAUGGAAUGGGGGCAAAGAAUGCUGUAGAUGCACCAGAGAAGAAGAAAGUCCCUGUUACGGUGAAGAAGGACACGCUUUGGUCGACUCUGACAAACGACCUUGCUCUUACCUACGAGCAGGACGAGAAAUUAAAGUCGUUGUACAAGUCAGACGACUCAAAAAACGGCAAAUCGGAACGCCGACGGGUAGCAAUGGCUGUGACUUAUUUAAGCAAGCUGAAGAAAAGCCUCGAGCAGCGCUCGGAAGCGGUCCAACGACAAACGGAAAUGUUACACUCCAUUUUGACGCCAGAGCAGUCACUCACAUAUUUACGGUGGGUAGAUGCCAACCAGGAUCGAUUGCCAGACUUUGUGGAUAAAACGCUUAACUCGAGUGCUUCCGAUGCGGUGCGCGAUAUUCUGAGAAAGGAUGACCGCGAUCUAACGGUCGAGGACGUGACUGCAUUGCUUAGAGAGCUGUAG
This is a messenger RNA of Peronospora farinosa, 1194 nucleotides long. The record is from the annotation of a GenBank genome assembly. NCBI's taxonomy places the organism in Eukaryota, Oomycota, Peronosporomycetes, Peronosporales, Peronosporaceae.